AUGGACUCCUUAACUUUUGCUGUGGUGAACAUCCCUGUGUCCAUUAUCAGCAUUAUUAUGAAUAUUUUUUUACUGUUCUGUAUGUUCUUUCCACAGCAAGGAACAGAGCGGCUGAAACAACCUCUUAAUAUCUUGCUGGGAACCCUUGUGGGGUGCAACUUCACUCUUCAAGUCUGCAUUUUUGUGUAUACCAUCAUGGAAUCUGACUUACUUUGGUCAAGUAAUAUAGGUUAUUCUGUUAUAAUAGAAAUUAUCUUGUUUACCAUGAGGACCAGUGUAACCUCAUCCCUUUGGCUGAAUGUCUUCUACUACUGCCAGAUUGUUCCUGCUCAGUGCUCUGUCUUCAUCUUUUUGAAGAAGAACAUUAGAUUCUUCAUAUACUCAGCUUUAAUAGCGGACAAAAUCUUCUUCAUGCUUGGGUUCUCUGAAGGCAUUGCUCUAACUGCAGCGCGUUUGGAGCUUUAUGACCUUUACGAAUAUGACUUCAAUAUUACAUACACCAUACAAUGGGAUGAGGCACAUGCAAAGAUGGAUACACUGUAUUUUAUGUUUAGGGUAGACACGUGGUUAAGAUUUAGUUAUUUAUUGCUCUGUCUAUUUGUGAUGUCGACAUCAAGCUGUGCGACUAUUCUUUACCUGUGGAAACACAUGAAGAGCAUGGAGGGAAGCAGCAGCUCCUUUUCAUCUCCUCGCCUCCAGAGACAGAUGAGAGUGACAAUCACAGGCAUCAUUCAGACUUUUCUUUACUUCCUUUGCUUAGUCUGGAUAUUAGUGAGAGAAUUACUUGUAUUUGUAUUCUAUCUAUCUCUUGAUUUGAAUGGUCAUAUUUGUUGCUCUGUUGUCGGUUUGUACUCUUUUGGAUCCACCAUUAACUUGUGUGUUGGCCAGACAAUAUUUCGUCAGCGAGUAAUUGAAGUUUGGCAAAAAUUCCUCAAAAUUGCCAUGUUGUUAUCCAAGUGAAUC
This is a messenger RNA of Pangasianodon hypophthalmus (striped catfish), 963 nucleotides long. RefSeq names its product taste receptor type 2 member 129-like. The record is from RefSeq and is a predicted model, not a curated record. Gene Ontology annotation, molecular function: G protein-coupled receptor activity. Gene Ontology annotation, biological process: sensory perception of taste; G protein-coupled receptor signaling pathway. Lineage: Eukaryota; Metazoa; Chordata; Actinopteri; Siluriformes; Pangasiidae. The transcript has a single exon. Bases 1 to 960 code for a protein of 319 amino acids. Gene Ontology annotation, cellular component: membrane.